GCCCUUCCGGGCGAGAAGUCGGGAGGAAAAAAACCUUCAUUGUUUUCUGUGAUCAGAGGGGGAAAUGACGUCAUUGAGUAUAAGAACGUCGGCGAUGAGAGCGAUGCCCUAGGUCGGGAGCCACAGAUUAUUCUGAAGUCCAGAUCUCUUCAGAGACUGCUUGGCUGGUUGGAAAUUAUGCUAGCAAACCACUGCCAACUGGAAACCAUGAAGCAACAUUUUACAUAGUUGAGAUUGAAAUCAUGGCAUCUUCAACAAAUCUAGAUGUUGGGGCACAGAUAAUCGUGGAAGAGUGCACCAGCAGUUACAGUCUGUCUCACAUGCCAGACAUUAAAGUAGAGCACCAGCUUGAUUCCACCACAGAAGAAGGCCCUGCUCAAAGUGUUGCCAUGGGAAUGAAAUUUAUUUUGCCUAAUAGAUUUGAUAUGAAUGUCUGUUCUCGAUUUGUGAAGUCGUUGAAUGAAGAAGAUAGUAAAAAUAUUCAAGACCAGGUUAACUCUGACCUUGAGGUGGCGUCUGUCUUAUUUAAAGCUGAAUGCAACAUCCAUACUUCCCCUUCUCCUGGAAUUCAAGUAAGACAUGUCUACACUCCAUCAACAACUAAACAUUUCUCACCAAUAAAACAGUCAACUACUUUAACUAACAAACAUAGGGGAAAUGAGAUCUCUACAACACCUCUCCUUGUAAAUUCUCUGUCAGUUCACCAGCUGGCUGCUCAAGGAGAAAUGCUUUAUUUGGCUACACGUAUUGAACAAGAAAAUGUAAUCAACCAUAAAGAUGAAGAAGGUUUUACCCCUCUGAUGUGGGCCGCAGCUCAUGGGCAGAUAGCAGUGGUGGAAUUUUUGCUUCAGAAUGGUGCAGACCCUCAAAUUUUGGGGAAAGGGCGAGAAAGCGCUUUGUCAUUGGCCUGUAGUAAGGGAUACACAGAUAUUGUCAAAAUGCUGCUUGACUGCGGAGUUGAUGUGAAUGAGUAUGACUGGAAUGGAGGGACACCUCUGCUAUAUGCAGUACAUGGAAACCAUGUGAAAUGUGUAAAAAUUCUCUUAGAAAAUGGGGCUGAUCCAACUAUUGAGACAGAUUCUGGCUACAAUUCCAUGGAUUUGGCUGUGGCUUUAGGCCAUCGGAGUGUUCAACAGGUUAUUGAGUCUCAUUUAUUGCAGCUCCUUCAAAAUAUCAAGGAAUAAGGGCCUCCUGUUAAUAGAAAAUUGUUCUGUGCCUGAAGAUUUGGACUAUGUUUUAGCCCCACAAUCAAUGAUAAAGGCCUGUUAACUUUAACUUUACCUCAUUGAAAAUAUUUGCUGAUUUUCAUAUACUUUCUUUAUGUUGUUCACUAAUGUUCAUAGAAGUCUGUGAUAAUUGAUCCUUUUGUAAAUGUAUUUUAUGUAAAUUUUAAAAAAUUUAAUCAGUGUGUUGCAUGUAAACCUUUAAUAAAAUAUAGCUGUGUAAAUGUUAACAUUAAGUGCAGUAAUUGACUUUUUACAGAGUAUUCCACUAGGUUAUGUCAAUGAUACGGUGUCCAUAUUUGUUUUAGAUUUUUAAGCAUGUACCACAGAAAACAAAUUUCAUUGUGCACUUUUAUAUCUUGUAAACAGUAAUUUGUAGUUGUUUACAAAUUAUUAUGCAGAUGAAUUAAAAUACUUUGUCAAUUUCUGGAUUUGGUUAAAAUGUAGGUGUUGGGGGGGACGGGACAAAUUAAUUAGACAUUGGGAGCUCAAUUUCUGCUCAGUAGUCUGAUUUAAGUCUUUAAAACCUUUGGGGCUGAUUCUCUGCUGUUCUUCUUUUUUUGCCAGUCAGGUGGUACAGAGACCUCAUCCCCUUAGUUUGAAAUUCCCCUGACAUGGGGGAGAGCCUAGCAGUUUUAGACCUGGCACAUAUGGUUCCUCUUCAAAGUGCAUGGCACAGUGGAUGUCAGUGAUCUGGAGGAGGGGAGAGAAAGAGUGCCCAGACUGCACUUUACCUCAGCUCUUUCCGACUGACAUGGUCCUUGAGGAUCUCCUUGCCAGCUGGUGCAGGUUUGCAGAGCCCUGCAAAUUCAUGGAUAUCCACUUUAUAUCCACAGGUAUCUGCGUCCACAGAUGUGGAUGCGGAUGCCGAUAUCCGCAGAUGUGAAUGCAGAUAUCCGCAGCUUAUUUUUGCAGAUAUGAAUGCAGCUAUGAAUAGACAUUUUGUAUCCAUACAGGGUUCUACAGGUUAGAGCAGUCGUUAGCCUGAUUUAACAUGCACUGAAGAAAGACAGAGAAUCAGGGAGGGAUAAACUGCCUCCCUGGUAGGCUCCCCACUGUUUUACCAAGUCUAAUCUCAAAAAAAGGCAAAGAAUGUGAUUAUCUUUGCACAAACAACAAAUCAGCUUCUGAAACAGAAUCUUAGAAAGUUUCAGAUUCUUAGUACUGUUUUUUCACCACAAGUAGUUUACACUGUGCCAUUCGAGAAUCGUUCUAAAUUUUGGUUACUAAGAAAUCCAGUUAAAAAACUGUGUGCGAGUUCUCUUUUGGAGAGUCAGAACUUUAGAGUGAACCAUAAAGGGGGAGUUUUGAAGAUUGUCAUUGAUCUUGCAUGGCAAAAUCCUAGCUUGGGCUGAUUCAGCAUUAGUAUUAUUUGAAACACUUCAUCUUUAACUUCCCUUUUUCUUAUGUGGGUGAGGUUACACUAGGCUAUAGUUACUUUACAUACUUUAACUUAUGUAGCAUUUAUAUCUCCCUUGCAUCGUAUCAUGCCUCUAGUUAAGUUAUAUAUAUGCAAGUGAAACGAACAGUAAACCUGAAAUGGAGGGAGGUAAAUUGUUCUAUUAUUUUAGAAUUAUAUUAACAUGUUUUUUAAAAUCUCUAUUGUUUAUAAUAUGCGUAAACUCAAUUUUUUAAAACAAAGAAAAAGCCUGAAAGGGAUGCUAAUUAUUGUAAAGUUGCAAUAUUGAAAAUAUUUAGAUUUAAUAGCCUUGGGGAGAAAUUAACUGGUGUUUAAUGUUGUUUUUAAUUGUUUUCAGAUUGGUGAUACAAUGUAUAUAUGAUGCAAACCAUUUUUUAUUGAAAUGUAAUUGUUUAUGAUCUGACAUACUUUAUUUUAAAUAUUUUUCGUGUGUUUAUAUAUAUGUGUGUGUGUAUAUAUAUAGAGAGAGAGAGAGUUUAUAAAUAUGCAUCAAUAACAAAAUUAUCCUUUUUUCCUGCGGUUUUAUAUAAUAGGAAGGAGGUCAUUUAAAGUACAGGCAGUCCCCGGGUUACAUGGAUCCGACUUACAUCGGAUCCCUACUUACAAACGGGGUAAGGCAACCCUGCACUAGCUGCUUCCCCCCAG
Messenger RNA from Pelodiscus sinensis (Chinese soft-shelled turtle), 3288 nucleotides. It is a transcript of the gene ANKRA2, whose product is annotated as ankyrin repeat family A member 2. Gene Ontology annotation, biological process: regulation of gene expression. The record is from RefSeq and is a predicted model, not a curated record. Gene Ontology annotation, cellular component: nucleus. Gene Ontology annotation, molecular function: protein binding. NCBI's taxonomy places the organism in Eukaryota, Metazoa, Chordata, Testudines, Trionychidae.